This is a messenger RNA of Amorphotheca resinae ATCC 22711, 800 nucleotides long. RefSeq lists its product as hypothetical. The transcript has a single exon. The record is from RefSeq and is a predicted model, not a curated record. Bases 285 to 800 code for a protein of 171 amino acids. Lineage: Eukaryota; Fungi; Ascomycota; Leotiomycetes; Helotiales; Amorphothecaceae.
AGAUGGGACUGAUCGGAGCAAGGUAGCGUAUGUCGAUGGCAAGGGAGCAAGGGAGUGAGAGCUGCUGGAACAAUGAAGCCGCAACGUCAACGUCAAGGCGGUGAUGGAGGAACUGGAGAAGGAAAGAAGCUGGGAGGCCAGCGUAAUCCAGGCGGGUGACUGGGAUAUGGAGAUGGUAUAUAAAAGCGAAUUGAGAAGCGCGGUGGCAGGACGUGAGACCUCAGCUCAGCAGGACGGAUGAACGAACGGACAGAACAGAACGUUCAGAGAAGAGAAGAGUGACGAUGUUGAUAAGAUCAGGCUCGAGACAUGGAGCAGAGUUGGAAACGAGAAGGAGAGGGAGGAGAAGCGGAGGGGAGAAGGAGAGAGAGGAGAGACAGGAGAGGAGGAAGAAGACAAGGGACAAGGCUCAGAUCAAUCAAAUGAUGGAGAGGAAGUGUUUUCCCGUCGGUUGCCCCUGUUCUUUGCCCCCCAACGCCGGGAGGGCUGGAGGUGAUCAUCAAGCGACCCGACGAGCGCCAGGAUGGGCGGCCCCAUACUGGUUGGUGGUGGUGGUAAGUAGUGGCAUAGCGAUGAUACCCUGUUGUGCCCUCGGUACGGUGCGACAAGAGCACAAGAGAAAAAAAGACGCUGGACCCUACGUGCACACGCAAAAGUUCUUGGCCGCGGCCGUAGCCCCUCGAGAUCCUUCGACGUUAGACGAUGUCUUACUGGCAGCCGCAGCUAGAACCAGUGCAGUAGUCCGCCCGUCUCUUAGCCAGGGGCUCAAGGACCCAAGAGCGCAAGGGUUCAGGUUCUAG